This is a messenger RNA of Dichomitus squalens LYAD-421 SS1, 2564 nucleotides long. Its product is annotated as cysteinyl-tRNA synthetase. The transcript is spliced from 12 exons. Bases 118 to 2448 code for a protein of 776 amino acids. Gene Ontology annotation, cellular component: cytoplasm. Gene Ontology annotation, biological process: cysteinyl-tRNA aminoacylation. NCBI's taxonomy places the organism in Eukaryota, Fungi, Basidiomycota, Agaricomycetes, Polyporales, Polyporaceae. The record is from RefSeq and is a predicted model, not a curated record. Gene Ontology annotation, molecular function: cysteine-tRNA ligase activity; ATP binding.
GGAGAGCUCGCCGCGUGCAUGCUCAUCUCUCGCAUCUUCUUGCUUCCCUCCAGACGUCUUUCUGCCAGGUCACUCUCUGCCUCUGCGCUCCGUCACCACUACUCAGCACGUUCCUGUAUGGCCGUACAGCAACCCCCCUGGUCGUUGCCCACCCAGAGGGCUCCGGAGCCUGUCCUCAAGGUGUACAACUCCUUGACGCGCACCAAAACAGAGUUCGUCCCGAACGAAGGACGCCAUGUGAAGUGGUACAAUUGCGGACCUACGGUCUAUGACGCUUCGCACAUGGGGCAUGCGAGGAAUUAUGUCACACAGGACAUCCUCCGGAGGAUCCUGACUGAUUACUUCAAGUACGAUGUUCACUUCGUCAUGAACAUCACGGACAUCGAUGACAAGAUUAUUCUCCGAGCUCGCCAUAACCACCUCAUCUCCAAGCUCAUAUCCGAGACGACAUCGCUCACCCCAGAACUCAUCGGGCAAGUGCAAGCCGCCUGGGUCUCCUACGUCCAAACGAAGGUGUCCAAGGGCCUUGCAGACUCGGACCGACCCACCGCUGGGAGUGAACGGGAAGCGUGGCCCGAGCUGGUUCAGCGCUUUCAAGAUAAGGCGUGGAGGCUGCAGCUUCUCCAUAAGGACGAGAAAUUCGAAAUGCACUUCAACGCAGCGAAUGUAACCUACAAUUCUCUUGUUCAAGCCGAAAAACAGUUCCAAUCCGGACAGACUGGUGCGGAGGUGGCCCAUUCCCUGAUAGACGUUUCGAAAGACGUCCUGGCGCUAGCAUUAGACAAGCAGUCUGGCAGCACGGUCAACGAUCAUGCGAUCUUCCGUUCUCUCGCGGCGUACUGGGAGACCGAGUUCUUCAAAGACAUGCGCCGCCUUCGCGUCCGCGACCCUGAUACUCUGACGCGUGUGACGGAAUACGUGCCCGAGAUCGUUGAUUUUGUUGAGGGCAUCGUCAAGAAUGGAUACGGCUACGAGGUCGAAGGCAGUGUAUACUUUGACACUCGGGCGUUUGACAGGUCCGACAAUCACUCGUACGCGAAGCUCGAGCCGUGGAGCAAGGGCAACUCGGAGCUCCUCGAGGAAGGCGAGGGCGCGCUCUCUGUGACGACCGGCCGCCGCUCUCCUGCGGACUUCGCAUUGUGGAAGGCGUCGAAGCCUGGGGAGCCAUCGUGGCCGUCGCCCUGGGGCUCUGGUCGGCCGGGUUGGCAUAUCGAGUGCUCUGUCAUGGCGUCCGCUAUCUUUGGCGAUAACAUGGACAUCCAUUCUGGCGGCAUUGAUUUGGCAUUCCCCCACCACGAUAACGAAAUGGCUCAGUCAGAGGCGUAUCACAACUGCCAUGCGUGGGUCAACUAUUUCCUUCACACGGGCCAUCUGCACAUCGAAGGCUUGAAGAUGAGCAAAUCGCUCAAAAACUUCAUCACGAUUGAUGAAAUCUUACAGAGAUACACCGCGCGCCAACUGCGCCUGGCGUUCCUGACGCAGCUAUGGAAUUCGAAGGUCGACUUCACCGAGUCGCUCAUGACCGGCGAAGUGCGUAAUAUCGAGAUUGCAUUCAAUAACUUCUUCACGAACAUCAAAGCGCUCGUCUCCCACGCAGAGGCGGAGGGCCCCUCCCUCGACGGCAAGAACCGCUUCCAGCAGGCAGAGCGGGAGUUGACGGACAGUUUCCAUGCAAGUCAAGGGGCUUUCCGAGCCGCUCUUUGCGACUCAUUCAACACUCCUCAAGCGAUCAACGUCCUCCGCGAGCUCGUGUCGCGUACGAACGUCUAUAUCAACGCAUCCAGCGGCAACCUCGAGAUCGGGCUUGUGCAGCGCGUGGCGCGCUGGGUCGGCGAGCAGUUGCGCAUGUUCGGCCUCGGCGAGGGUGAGACGACGGAGAUUGGCUGGGGCCAGGAACGCAAUGGUGAUGAGGGCACUGUCAACCGGGAGGAAGUACUCAUGCCAUAUCUCCGGACGCUGUCUUCCUUCCGCGACGGUGUCCGGAGACUUGCCAUCGCGAAGGGUGAGAACACGCUCAAGGACAUUCUGGCGCUGUCCGACAAGUUACGCGACAACGACCUUGUGCCGCUGGGAGUUGCCCUAGACGACCAAGAAGACGGAAGAGCGCUUGUCAAACUCGUGCCACCCGCGGAGCUCAUCAAGGCUCGCGAUGAGAAACGGGCACUUGCAGAAGCGAAGGCUGCCCGGAAGGCCGCUGCCGUAGAAGCGGAGAGACAGAAACGCAUAGCAGCGCUCGAGAAGGGGCGUGUGCCUCCGCAGGAGUUCUUGAAGCCGCCGAAUGUGCCUGAGGGCACGUAUGGGAGCUGGGACGAGAAUGGUCUGCCUCUUACGGACGGGGAGGGCAAGGAACUCAGCAAGAGCGCCUCGAAGAAGGCGAAGAAGGAAUGGGAGCUGCAGGACAAGCGCCAUAAGGACUUCCUUGAGUUGCAGAGGCAGGAACAGCAGUAGAAUUCAGUUGCAGCGGCGUCUCGAGGACCCGUUCCAUUUGGUUGAUUCUGUCAACAUGCUCGGUGUCUGUCUUCUGAAACUUGGAAUUGCGGAGGAAGUUAAUGCAUAUUUCAAAC